CGGAAGCUAGGUACCAGUCAGUUAGUGUCUACACCAUGGCGAAGGUAGUGCUUUCCGUUUUUCUGCUGGUUGGCAUCAUUGUAGGGUGCUACGGACAGACGGACACCGUUCUGCGUAACGUAGUGCAGGGUGAAUAUCCGUCGGUCGUUUUUGUGAGCACUCCCCGUCAUCAGGAAUGCAUUGGUGUAGUGAUCAAUGCAAACCACGUUCUGGCAUCAGGCCUCUGUGUUAUGACCGCUGGACAAACUCGCGUAUAUCCGGCCCGCUUGGUACAGGUAAUUGCAGGAGAUCUGUCUGCUACGCAUCCGGCAAAUACUCGCCAAACUCGCACUGCUGAGCACAUCUUCGUCCACGAGCACUAUCGUGUGCAUUCAGGUGACUACAACGUCGCCAUUAUACGCCUUGCUGAACCCUUCCACCUACCGAGCAAUGCGAUCGAGGAGGCUCAUAUUCGAAUGCGCAUCGUACCACAGGGUCAUCAAUGUGAUGUGCUGAGAGUGCCAACUGCAGGCUCCAGAAUCCUGCAAGCAUACAAUGUGAUCAUCCGUAAUCGUAACUUUUGUGACAGUUGUUGCUUGGAAAUAUUUAGAGAGGAGGCAAACAUAUGCAGCGAGAGCAUAACGGAUCCAGCCCUUACACUCCUGCAGGGUGAUGCGAUGUUUUGCGACGGAGAGUUGACGGCAAUAGGAGCUUUGACAGUGUUGGAUGGUGACAAUAGCAGAAGAUUUCACUUUCUUCAACUUCGAUUCGUAACUCACUGGAUACAUGAGCAGCUCAAUCGUACCCAACCGAUGGCAGUAGGAUGGAAUCCACAUGAGUUUUAAACAGUGCGUCUUCAAUGAAGCGUUUGACACAUAUCUAUAACUGUUGAAUAAAGCAUUCGUAGAACACACAGAA
Messenger RNA from Anopheles stephensi (Asian malaria mosquito), 897 nucleotides. RefSeq lists its product as uncharacterized. Gene Ontology annotation, biological process: proteolysis. Gene Ontology annotation, molecular function: serine-type endopeptidase activity. The transcript has 2 exons. NCBI's taxonomy places the organism in Eukaryota, Metazoa, Arthropoda, Insecta, Diptera, Culicidae. The coding region runs from base 36 to 824 and encodes 262 amino acids. The record is from RefSeq and is a predicted model, not a curated record.